This is a messenger RNA of Clarias gariepinus (North African catfish), 2565 nucleotides long. It is a transcript of the gene camkk1a, whose product is annotated as calcium/calmodulin-dependent protein kinase kinase 1, alpha a. The transcript is spliced from 18 exons. Gene Ontology annotation, biological process: activation of protein kinase activity; protein phosphorylation; CAMKK-AMPK signaling cascade. The coding region runs from base 617 to 2161 and encodes 514 amino acids. Lineage: Eukaryota; Metazoa; Chordata; Actinopteri; Siluriformes; Clariidae. The record is from RefSeq and is a predicted model, not a curated record. Gene Ontology annotation, molecular function: protein kinase activity; ATP binding.
UGGGCUGUUGAAUCGCGCGCUGUGCACGCGCUCGGGACUCGCGCACUGUUCGGUGUCCGUUCCUGGACCGAGCUCCAACUUUCCACCCCAUCAGCGCGCGCGGUGCAGAAACUGCCCCAAGCACCGCCCCAGCACCGCGAGCCGGAGCGGAAAGCGCGGGCGGGUAGUAACGCUCAGUGCAGAGCGGCGAGCGGAAGCGAGUUCACCGGCAGGUGAGAGAGCCGCGACCAGAAGCGAAUAAACCGCGAGAGGAGGGAAAUAAACCCCAACCGGAUGCGAGGGAGGAUCAGCGCGAGGACACCGAGCAUCCAGUCCGGGGACUGCAUCGAUCAGCUGACUCGGAUACAGAGAACCGAGUCAGGAGUCGGCUCAGUGAGCUGAUCUCACACACACACACACACACACACACACACACUUCUUACAGCUGAGACGAUUAAAAGACAUAGAGGGGGGCCAAUAUUUCCGGAAAUUGGUGAGUGUUCAUCCCUUCUAGAGUGCCGGGGUAGAACCAGAUGCCUUCAGUGUGAGACGGCGAGCUGGAGGGUGUCCGGUUGAUGAAACCCUCUCACAAACCCUUUCCACUCUCCCUCUGAGCCCCUCCCACAGCCCUGUCUCCAUGGCGAUGAGCAGCGACCCCGGGUACGCCGGGCCAGAAUUCGACCCCGAUUCCCCUUCCGCCUCCUUAUCGCCAACGCCGUUGUCCACCAAGAUGGCCGCCAUCACCAUAACUGACCCCUCCACUAACGGGUUGAGAAAUGGGGCGGGGUAUAAGAGGGCUCCACCCCAAAGGCCACACCUUUCUGGCAGAAAGAUGUCACUUCAGGAAAGAGGAACGUACCUGUCAGCAGGGGGCGGAGCCGAGCGCAUUUCUCACAUUUCGCCACGCGCUGCACGUCGGCCCACUAUCGAGUCCAAGAGGGUGUCCAUCUCAGAUGCACAGGACUGCAUUCAGCUUAACCAGUACAAACUGAAGAGUGAAAUUGGCAAGGGUUCCUAUGGUGUGGUCAAACUGGCCUACAACGAGGAUGACGAAAAGUAUUACGCAAUGAAAGUGGUAUCUAAGAAGAAGCUGAUGAAACAGUGUGGAUUUCCACGUCGCCCUCCUCCUCGAGGCCCCAAAGCAGCUUUGGGGGAACAACCGAAAGUGCUUGGCCCCCUUGAGAGGGUUUAUCAAGAGAUCGCCAUUCUGAAGAAGCUAGAUCACCUGAACAUAGUCAAACUGGUCGAGGUGCUGGACGACCCAGCCGAGGACAAUCUGCACAUGGUGUUUGAGCUAAUGCAGAAAGGCCAAGUGAUGGAGGUUCCUACAGACAACCCUUUAAGUGAGGAGCAGGCUCGUCCCUACUUCAGAGAUAUUGUCCUGGGCAUCGAGUACUUGCACUAUCAGAAGAUUGUCCACCGGGACAUCAAGCCAUCGAAUCUGUUGCUUGGAGAUGAUGGCCACGUCAAGAUUGCUGAUUUCGGUGUUAGCAACCAGUUCGAGGGGAACGAUGCCUUGCUGUCCAGCACAGCAGGAACGCCGGCCUUCAUGGCUCCGGAGACUCUGUCUGACAACCGCAAGAGCUUCAGCGGAAAGGCUCUCGAUGUAUGGGCAAUGGGAGUGACCCUUUACUGCUUUGUGUUUGGGAAGUGUCCUUUUAUCGACGAGUACAUCCUGGCACUGCAUAACAAAAUCAGGAGCAAGUCUGUGGAGUUCCCCGAGACGCCAGUUGUCAGUGAAGGCCUAAAGAAUCUACUCCUGCAAAUGCUGGACAAGAACCCUGACACCAGGAUGACCAUUCCUCAGAUUAAGCUGGACCCCUGGGUCACACAGGACGGCACUGACCCCCUGCCUUUAGAGGAAGAACAUUGCAGUGUGGUUGAGGUCACGGAAGAGGAGAUUCAGAACUCAAUCAAGUUUGUUCCCAGUCUGUCCGCUGUGAUUCUGGUGAAGGCCAUGCUGCGGAAGCGCUCUUUCGGGAAUCCUUUCGAGUGCCCCAGCAGGAGGGAAGAAAGGUCCAUGUCUGCUCCAGGCAGCCUGCUUAUGGACUCUUGGCCAUUUCGUCCCUCUCUUAAACUCCACCCUUCUUUAAGAAAAGGUAGCACUGGAGAAGCUGGACGCGACGUAGAGCUCGAGGACCUGGAUGAAGAUGAACCGCCCUCUUCUGAUGAUCACUCAUAAGUGUAUGCGCUUAUCAGACAAAAGCUCCGCCCUUUACUCAUUCCCAUUGUCUAGACAGACCUAAAUCUGUAACAUCAACAGUCACAUCACGAAAGCUACAUUUGCGAAUGGUUCAACCAUACAUUUAUAUAUAUAUUCCUGAAUGAAGUGUCUUAUUUCUAAGCUUUUCGACGCGAUCGGUUUGGCCAGAUGUACCUUUCUUUGUGACGAUACCUUUUUUUCUGGAUAUUGCUCCUCCUCCUCCUGCCACACCCACUGUGCAAUGCUACUUCCCUACCACCGCAAUGCUGUAAAGAGGGAAAACCUCUCAUAUGGACAGAAGUCUAAGACUAUCUAAGCUUUUUUUUUCUUCAUGCUCUCAGUAUGCACGCUACCUUUCAUCCUUCGUGACUCGAGCUUGAAAA